Chinchilla lanigera (long-tailed chinchilla) is the source of this 3831-nucleotide messenger RNA. RefSeq names its product GID complex subunit 4 homolog (gene Gid4). NCBI's taxonomy places the organism in Eukaryota, Metazoa, Chordata, Mammalia, Rodentia, Chinchillidae. Gene Ontology annotation, biological process: protein targeting to vacuole; negative regulation of gluconeogenesis; protein catabolic process in the vacuole. Gene Ontology annotation, cellular component: extrinsic component of membrane; GID complex. The record is from RefSeq and is a predicted model, not a curated record.
CACGUGGACACGGGGAACUCUUACCUUUGUGGGUACCUGAAGAUUAAAGGCCUUACUGAGGAGUAUCCAACCCUUACGACCUUCUUUGAAGGAGAAAUAAUCAGCAAAAAGCACCCUUUUUUAACUCGCAAGUGGGAUGCAGAUGAAGAUGUUGACCGGAAGCACUGGGGCAAGUUCCUGGCUUUUUACCAGUAUGCAAAAUCAUUUAAUUCAGAUGACUUUGAUUAUGAAGAGCUGAAGAACGGGGAUUAUGUCUUCAUGAGGUGGAAGGAGCAGUUCCUGGUUCCAGAUCACACGAUCAAAGACAUCAGCGGUGCUUCCUUUGCUGGCUUCUAUUACAUCUGCUUUCAAAAGUCAGCUGCUUCCAUAGAGGGCUACUACUACCAUCGGAGUUCAGAAUGGUAUCAGUCCCUCAACCUGACCCAUGUUCCCGAACACAGUGCUCCCAUCUAUGAAUUCCGGUGACAUCGGCCUAGAACACCAACCAAAUAAAACUGAACUUGGCAGCAGAGAGCUUUGCCAAGAGAGUUGUGCACCUGCCAGAACCAGGAGAAUUGUGUUCCUGUUUCUUCAUGAGCAGACUCGCAUCGGAAAGCAUGAAUGUUAACCCAGAGUCCAAGGAGAGCGGCCGGCCGGCGGAGCAGGCGGAGGCCGUCUUCCUCCUCCGACUCUGCGACAGUCCGGCCGUUGUGUUUCCAGGCUACCUUAAAUGCACUUUUCCUUCCUGCACAGCUCACUUCUGCAUCGCGGAAAUGCCCAUUCCUUCCUCGGCCCUGCUUCCAGCCGAGCAGAAGGUUAGCUCCUGGGUCACCCUCAGCCUUGGUGCUCAGUGGUCCCCACCCAGACCCUUACCCUCCCCCGCUGUUUGUCCAGUAACCCAAGAAAAGGCAGAGCCCCAGCACCUCUGAGCCCCCGCACCUCUGUGCCCCCAGAGCUCUGUGCAAGAAGCUGGCCAGCUGCAGCUGCCUCUGCCACCAGUGAAACAAGGCGGGACCCGGUGGGCCUCGUCGGUCUUCGUCCCGUGGGCGCUGUUGAGCCCUCCACCAUUAACUUCGCAGGGCUAUAUGUGGCUGUCAGGUUCCUGGCCUGCAGGGGGAUCACUAAAUUUAAGGCUUCCAGAUCCCUGGCAGGAACAGAUAUCAAACCUGUAUGCUCAGUACUUUUGCUCCAAACUUUUGAACUUGAGGGCAAUACUAAACUUAAAAAUAAGAGUUUUUUUUAAUUACAAAAUUAUUUUUAUGGUCCCUUUAAUGAGGACCUUAUGGCAAAUGCACAAUUAUUCAGAAUUACAUUUUAUCGUUUUCACAUUGAAAACAGCAAAUGUUGACUUAGUAAUUUUUAUAUGUAUAUGUAUAUGUAUAUUUAAUCAACCAGCAGUUUUGAAAUAAGUCAUCCUGGUACAAAAGUUUUGCAGCAUCACAUAAAUUAUAGUGCUAAACACAAGAACUGUUUUUGGGGCCAGUUUAGAAUUUGUCCCUGCUCCUUUUGCUACUCAAGACAACAUGCUUUGUGAUGACCUUUUCCACAAGGUGGGAGGGGUCUUCAUUCUCCAGAGACAGGGGCUGAAACGCCAGGAUGGGAUGAGGGAUGGGAAAUAUGAACACACUCAAAUAACUUGAGGCUCACGUGCCAAAGUGCGUGUGUGUGUGAGUGUGCGUGCGUGCACGUGCACGUGUGUAUGUUUGUUGGUUUUCUUUGCUUUCAUUUUUCUAAAUGUUUAGAAGCUUAAUAGGUUGGCACCAGUUGUAGCCCACAAAUAUGGGCAGGGCUUUGGGGAAUUGGCAUUUUGUGGUGGUUUACAAGACUUAGUCUGAACGUACGAAAAGCUUUAAAAACAAGAUAGCAUGGGGCUGGGGGUAUAUCUCAGUGGUAGAGCACUUGCCUAGCAUGCGUGGGACCUUGGGUUCCAUCCACACACACACAAAAAAAGGCAGAUAGCGUUGUAACAACAGGAGCAGAACAGCCUGCAUGUUCUAUGUCCGUGGGCCGUGUAAGAAAAUACAAAGCCCUUUGGUGAAAUGAGUGCUGGGGAAUGAUUUUUAUUCUCAAGAAGUGACUUAGCUUUUCACGACAUGUACUGUAGUUACUGAGUCUGAAUGUUAGGGGAACCCUUAACACGUUCACAGUGGGGCCGUAAUUUGCAUGUCUCACUGCUGGGUGGCUUGAACCACCAGUGGUACAUGCAUGGUUGUCCCACGCAUGACUCCCGCUUCUGCCACCAGACGUACAAGCUGCCCAAUGUGACAGUCACGCUUGUACCACCAGUGGUUCACACUGGCAGGAACGUGUUAAAGAGCAGAAUUCAGGGAAGUAGCCAAUGGGUACUUGUGACAUUUAAAUUUUGUAGUCCAGAGACUGUGCAGAGGUACAGCCUACCCAUUCAGUGAGGGCAGGGCUUCAGAACCUUAAAAAAAAAAUCACACUGAUAACUUUGGUGGGAAAUAAUGCACAUCCAUCGCCAGAGAUGCAUUGAAAAUAUUUUCUCACCCUCAGAACUCGAGCUGGGCGCAGUAACACGUGCCUGUAGUCCCAGCAUGUGGGAGCUCAGGCAGCUUAGUGAGACCCUGUCUUUUAAAAAAAAGCAGCAAAUUCUGGCUGCGGUCAGACUGUGGUUCACACUCGUGAGAUGCUCACCCUUGCUCCAUCGGGCUGAGGGGUGUAGUAGUGGGGGCGUGUAGCUGGGCUGGCUUUCCCCGGGUGGCACUCGUAUCCCCUUCUCAGCUCUGCUCUCCCAGAGUGCCAGGGGGCAGUGGCAUUUGCCCGCCUCCUCCAGAGCUGUGGCUGGGGUGUGUGCACCGAGUGGUGCACCAGUGUGCAAGGAGGGAUGCGUGCAGGUGCUGCUGGUGUCGGUGACAGGGGUCCUUCUCUCCUCAGCUGGGUAGUGAAGUGCACCAGAUGUACUAGAAUAAGUGAAGACGUGAUACCUUCACCAGAUCCUUCAGGCAGGUGUGUGAGAAAGAUUAAUUGGCGUAAAUCUGCCCACUGAGCAGAGGGAUGGGGCUAAGCAUUUUUCCAGCUCCUCUUAGCAACUCCCAAAAUCAAUACCAACUCUUUUCCCUUUGUCCCUGAAGGGCCUUUGGGAAAUCAUCUCCAUGUGUAUUUGUUCUUUCCUGAACUUUCUUAGUGGUUUACAUGCCUCUGAUCCUAUGUGCAAUAUCCUUGGUUGAUGUUUGUAUUCAUCGUUAGACGCACAGCUUGCAGAUUUCUCACUGUCUUCCUCCACCCCACACAAGCCUGCUUCGAGGCGGGGUCCUUAGGGAUUUGGCUCUUACCCCAUUACUUAGAAGGCUUCCACCCUGCCGGCCCCCGCCUUGUCCCUCUUAUGCCCUGGACUUCUCCCAUCCACCCACUGACCCUUUUAAAGUUCGUAUAGGGUUUCAGCUGCAGUCCAAACGUAACUAGACAAUGCCUAAUGUGGAGCAGAACAUCCGUCUGUGCUGGUUCUGUUGAUGAUGCUGAAAUCACAAACUCCAGGCAAGCAGCCGGGUUUCCAAUGUCUUUUGCUUUCAGAAGCAGGGAGUUUAAAUUCUCUAAGGCCUUGAAUUAAUUUUUUUCCUCAUAAAAUAGUCUGAUAAGCUAGUUUUUAAGAAAGAAAUGCCAUUAAGUAUGUUGCGUGGUUUAAAAUUACUAACAAGUUCUGGGAAAGAAAAAUAAUACUUGAUUUUAAAAAUGUUUUUUUAAAAUUAGGUUUGAAUGGGCGCAAACUCCGAGCAUUCUGUUUCUUUAAGGAGGGCAUAGAAAGGGUUUGAGGGUUUGGGACGGGAGAAGUAUUUUGCAGAGCUAUCAAUGUCCAAAUAAUUUUUACAAAAUAAUAAAAGUAUUUAAGCAGUG